Penicillium cataractarum is the source of this 1623-nucleotide messenger RNA. RefSeq names its product Zn(II)2Cys6 transcription factor. The record is from RefSeq and is a predicted model, not a curated record. Gene Ontology annotation, molecular function: zinc ion binding; transcription cis-regulatory region binding; DNA-binding transcription factor activity, RNA polymerase II-specific. Gene Ontology annotation, cellular component: nucleus. Bases 1 to 1623 code for a protein of 540 amino acids. NCBI's taxonomy places the organism in Eukaryota, Fungi, Ascomycota, Eurotiomycetes, Eurotiales, Aspergillaceae. Gene Ontology annotation, biological process: positive regulation of transcription by RNA polymerase II. The transcript has 2 exons.
AUGCCGCCAGAUCGACAGCCGCGUGUGCAGCGGAUUGUUCGCGUCCGCACAGGAUGCUGGUCCUGCCGACGCCGAAAGAAGAAGUGCGACGAGCUGCGACCGAUUUGCUCGGGGUGUCGGCGGAAUGACCUACGGUGUGAAUGGCCCUCGACAGUGCCGGGGAGGAGGAACUCGGGCCCGGAAAACGACUCGUCAAGCUAUAUCCCUGCGGAUAGACGGUCUAGUUUCGCUGGGUCGAUUGAAGAUCUCGAUGCGAUGCAACUACCUGCUAGUCCGCUAUCCAGACGCCACUCCUCCACUUCGUCGAGCCCGGGGCUUUCCGCUAUCAUCGAGGAGCAUCUGGCCCAGGUACCCGCCCAAGACGAGACUAUCGAUCGCCGCCGGUCAACUAUAGUGGGGGAUGAAAAUGCGCUGGUUGCCAGUAUGGCCGUUGGGAAUGUGGUGCCGCGCACUUUGUCGAUGUUACCUGGAUAUGACCCGGAGAGCUACUCCCUUCUCUCGCAUUAUUUGGCCAACACGGCCGACGUGAUGGCCAACGGCACCACUCCUAUCAACCCGUUUUUGGUCCAGAUAGUGCCACUUGCAUUCACUAGCGACCUACUUCUUCAACUGGUCAUCGCCCAGAGUGCUGCGCACCGCGCCUUUCGACGACGUGACGAUUCAGAUGCGGUCGCCAACUCCCACUAUACGAAAGCGAUCCAACUCUUCAGACAUGGCGUCAAUGAUUUCAUUGAGGGAAAAGAGUCGAAUCCGUUGAUGCUACUGGUUGGCGCGUUGUUGAUGUGCUUUACAGAGACUGCCAAAGGUGACAUGACCGGCACAGUCUUCGAUCAUCUCUCAGCCGCACACACCUUACUCGUGAAACUCCUCGAGCAAAGCGACACCGCCGUACCGAGAGAAUUGAAAGACUUCGUCAUCGAGUACUACGUCUACACCGCAACCGUGAGCAUGAUCUCAAUCGACGCGCGCUUAAGUGGGCAGCUAUUCCUAAACUUUGAUCUCGAACAACGCGCGCGCGAGGUCCUUCGCACCCAAUACGUCGGCAAUCUCUGCGGCUGCUGGCUAGAAUUACUCCUCCUCAUCCCGUGCAUCUUCGAUCUCGGCCGACAAUGGAUGAUGGACGACACCCAGCCCACCGUCCCAACCGCAGACGACAUGGCCAUGUUCGCCUCCAUCCAAGCCCAAAUCCUGCGCUGGUCGCCAUACUCCUUUGUCGAGCCUGAGGUUUACCUAGCCGGUCUAGUAUUCCAACAAGCCAUGCUCAUUUAUCUGUACACUUCGCUGGGUGGCUACACCUACACCCCGGAUGGCAUGUACAAAGGUCUCAUCCAAACAGCCGUCACAGAGGCACUAUCCUAUCUGGACGAAAUUUCACCGCAGGCCCGGAUUAAUUCUGGUCUUUGUUGGCCGAUCGCUGUUGUAGGGUCUUGCCUUGAGAAGCCUGAGCAGCAGGAGCGUCUGCGGACGCGUUUGACGGCGAUGGCGACUCAUUUUGGUCUGGGGAAUAUGCAGAGAACGCUGCUAUUGCUUGAGGCUAUGUGGGAGCUUCCUGCUAGUGAUGCUGGGCCGUGGAAUAUUUGUCGGUCAAUGCAGGCUAAGCAAAUAUGGAUCUCGUUUGCGUGA